AUGCUAGUCGAUACCAACAAGAGGGACACAAAACACCACAUCUGGGGCCACAAAGUCUCUGCACCAGUUGGCUUCAGUCCAGUAGGCAUCAACAAGAUCUACCAUCCUCAAGGCGAGCUACCCGUGGCCAAGGUAGCGAAAGAGCUUAACUUGCCAUACUGUCUCAGCACAGCCGGCUCCCAACCCAUCGAAGACGUCGCCGCCGCGAAUGGAGAAGGACCCAGAUUCUUCCAGCUCUAUAUGCCACAUGACGAUGAGCUUACUGUGUCGUUGUUGAAGCGAGCCUACAACAGCGGCUUCGCAGCCUGUAUCCUAACAGUAGAUACCUGGCAACUCGGCUGGCGCCACGACGACAUCAACACCUCGAACUACGCCUUCUACCACGGCAUCGGCGCCGACCUCGGUCUCUCUGAUCCCGUCUUCCAGAAACGGCUAGCAGAGGAUGGUAUUGAUCCGAAGACUCAGCCCAACGAGGCGGGAGCGAAAUGGAUCGAUAACGUAUGGCAUGGCCGUGCACAUUCGUGGGAGCGGAUGCCGUGGCUGAUCAAGACCUGGAAGGAGAUUAGUGGUGGAAUGCCUUUUGCCAUUAAAGGUAUUCAGGAUGUAAGGGAUGCUAGGAAGGCGGUCGAGGUCGGCGUUGACGGGAUCGUAGUUAGUAAUCAUGCUGGUAGGCAGGUUGAUGGUGCGAUUGCUAGUCUUGAUGCGCUGGAGAAGAUCGUUGAUUCUGUUGGUGACAAGACGUAUAUUAUGUUCGACUCAGGCGUUCGCGGCGCAUCGGACAUCUGCAAAGCUUUGGCGCUGGGUGCACAAUUCGUCUUCGUGGGCAGGCUCUGGAUCUGGGGAUUGAGCAUCAUGGGCGAGCAUGGCGUCCGACAUGUCAUGAAGUCUCUACUUGCCGAUCUGGACAUCAUGUUCAACGUCGCAGGCAUCCAGUCUGUCGACCAGCUGAUCGGCCAUCGCGAUUGGCUAAGACAGCCACCUUGUUGGCCAGACCCUCAUAGCUGA
Recurvomyces mirabilis is the source of this 1005-nucleotide messenger RNA. RefSeq lists its product as uncharacterized. Gene Ontology annotation, molecular function: FMN binding; oxidoreductase activity. The transcript has 2 exons. NCBI's taxonomy places the organism in Eukaryota, Fungi, Ascomycota, Dothideomycetes, Mycosphaerellales, Teratosphaeriaceae. Bases 1 to 1005 code for a protein of 334 amino acids. The record is from RefSeq and is a predicted model, not a curated record.